AUGGAUGUACUUAAAAUAAAGGCUAAAGAAACCAUUUGUGAUAUUGAGCGGGCAGAAACAAAGCGAAAGAAUCUGUUACGCUACCUUAGACUUGCAAAGGAAAGGGCAGACUUGGCAGAUGAGGAAAGAGAUUCACUGAAGGAGAAGAUAAAAAACAAGAAAGAGGAGUUGGAGAAUCUCAACAAAGAAACAGCUGAAAAAGACGGAGAUCGCGUAGCUAAAGAAGAAGAAGCUGAAGAAAGUGAGAAGGCAAGGAAGGCCCUUGAAGCAAAGGAAUUGGAAGUCGGUGAUGGAUUAGUCAUGCUAGAGAUUAAGUGUAGAGAUACAAAGAAAAUUGCUGAUGAAAAAGAGGAAAAACUUGCCGAAGCCAAAGUCAGGCAUAGCAGUAUGAAGGCAGAACUAAGUGAGCUUUUGGCACGAUUAAACGAAGCUGAGUCCAAGAUUGUCAAGUUGAGUGAAGAGACAGAUUCUGACACCAUUAGAGUCAUAAAUUUAGAAAUCAAACACAGGCGGUAUGCCCAGCGUGAAGAAUAUUUUGAAGACAAAGUUGAGACCAUUGAACAGCAGAUCAGAAAUUUGGAAUUUGAGGCUGGCAGGAAUGAAGCAGAAGCUAAGUUGCUGGUAGUGCAAAGAGACAGACUGAAAUGUAAGUGUCAUCCCAAGUUAACCUCCUUCCUUCCAAUUAGAAUUUCGAACUGAAAAGAUUAAUCCAAUAGAUUUUAGGAUCAUUAGGAUUUUGAUUUUUGCCCUUCAAUUUGAAUAUUUCAAUGAUCAAUUUAUUGGUUUUAAUGUUGUAUUCCUUCUCUGAUGUUUUCAGUCCUAAACUGGAGAGCCACCUUUGAGGCCUUCCAAGGGGGGUUCUGAUGUCGCUUUGUCUCUCAUUUUCCAACUCUCCUGUCACCUAUUUGGCUAGAGACAAAUGUCGCUGUCAUUUUUUCACUACAAUGCAAUUUUUUGCUAGAAUACAAAUGUUCACUAAACGUACUUAAUUUUUGCAUCCUCUAAUUUUGAUUAAUAUUUAAAUAGUUUUAAAUUGUUUGUUUAAUGAUUUAAUAUCUUAAUUUGUACAAGAAAUAGUAACACCAACAGAAGAUUUAGAGUCACGCUGGCCUGGUCGGUCAUGUCGCUGUCAAAAUAACAAAUUAAAAAGUUGUCGCUUUGUCAAAAUUAGAAAUGGAUUUUCGCUGUUGCAAAUUGUCGCUUUUUUCUGUAAGUUUCUGUCGGCUGUCGGUGUUCUGGAACAAGAUUGUCACUACAUUUUUUGCAAAUUUAGAGCGAUGUUUCUUGUCGCCAAAACUCCUUGGAAGGCCUCACCUUUGCUACUUGAUCAAUUUAAAAGACAAGAAAGCUCCCGCAAACCUCUUUAUUUCCAAUCAAAAUUCUCUCUUUACUUAAUGUGCAAGCGCAGUAGCACAGCCUAAGGGCUGAUAAGUCACGUGGGGUUUACUGAUGUCUAAAAAUGUACAAAAACCUCAUUUCAUUACAUCAUACAAAUCUAAAAAUUGGACACUUUGUGCAUGGCCUCAGGUGUUUCAAUUAAAACGACACCUCACAUGAUUCUGUCCAUUUUCUUAUACAGCUGUAGGUUAGAGCAACAUUGUAUGUCUCGAUUAAUCAUAACUAUAACAAAAUUCUCAAAUCUGAUUGGCUAUCAACUGUCCUGAUUUUAGCACUAAUAGGACAGUGUAAUGGGACAGUAUGUGUCAUGUCUCAGUAAUUGGACAAUACAUGUAUACACCAUCAUGCCCGCUUAAAUGUUUUCUUUUACUACUAGCUAAAAAACUCUCAGCAUCUCUUGUGUUUUGAAUUUUGAAAAGGCCUAAAAUAUCUAAAAAAAAUUUGUUAUAGUUAUUAUUAAUAUUGUUUACAGAACUGCAUGUUGUCCAUUUCGUAGUGAUAAAUAGUUGAUAUUUACUGUCAUGGCAAUAAUUAUUAUUGGCAUCAGCAUGUUUAUAUGAAGAAUUGUGCGGACUUGAGAGGGUCUUAACACCUUCCUCAACUUACAUUAUUUUUCACAUCAUUCUCAGCCUCAUCCAAUAAAAGUUGUUAUUAUUCAUUCAAAAUAUUUCACCAUUUUUGACUGGCUCAAAGCCCCUGGCUAAUUCUUCCUAACCAACUGGCAUUGACCAAAUUUGGAAGAUGCAAGCAAUUGAUUCAAUGGUACAUCAACUUGAGAAUGACGUUAAUUGAUGGUAUGUUUUUUGAAACGAGGUUCCUUCAGAUCGUGUCUAUAUCAUUUUACCCUCAAUAACUCAAACCAUGUUUUUUUAGCACAUGACAAGUAAAAAAAAGGGUGCUGCAGUCCACAACAUUGCAUUUAUUACAACCAUGUAUUCUUAAUCAAGCUUUAUUCCUUAAUUUUAAAAUAUCAAUACACAUUGUAUUCUCUUGCUGCCCUUGAAAUGAAGUGUGCAUGAUAUUUCUUCCCCUAGACUCACCUAGAAGGUUGAAGCUUUCAGGAGUCAAGUGCAGUAGCAAAUUUUAAUUUGUUGUUGUUGUUGUUGUUACCUUUCAACUAGUAAUCCCUUUCUAACCAAGUGUUUUUAAAUCUUCUUUCUCUUUAAAGCCCAACUGAACUCCUGGAGAAAGCAAGUAGCACACCUGACAAGUGAACUGGAAGAUUAUAAAGCCGACCUAAGGCGUUAACUGACUCGUUAAUACCUGUAGCACAUUUGUAACAGUUACAUGUAACAUGCUGCCACAACUAGAAAUGAAGUUCUAGCUGUAAUAAUAUAUAACCAGACUGACUCAAUAAGAAGGCAAGAAUAUGUAACAUAGCCUUUUACAAGGAUUUUGUUUAUAAGCCCACCAGGAUACACGGUCCAUAUUGGUACGGAUGCUUAAUUUUAAACUACAUGUAAUGGAAUUGUGUGAAAUGUUGAAUGCAGGAGCUGCUGAAACUCGUGUAACAUGAGAAAAUCUAAGCCUGUGCAUUAUAUUUUCUAUUUUGGGACUCAUAAUACGUGAGGAAUAAAAUCUAGAACAAUUUCAACCAAAAAUCUUGUAUGAGCACUCUACCCGAAUUCACAGCAAUUUUGGCCUCACAGAAGAUCCCAACAAGCCAGGAAUAAGUUUUUCCAUUAUCCUCAAUUUCUUUGUAGCAAUAAAACUACACAUAUGUGAAUUUUAAUUCUUUACCCUUAGUACAAGCUAAUGAUUAAAGAUUUCUGUAAUUUAGUGAAGCAGUGGAAACACAGAGUAAAGCAUGGAAACUAAACGUUGGAUUGCUUUCCUUCAGUUCUCUUAAAUUGCUUCAGUACAGCUGUAGUAAAAUAAUGUUCUCAUUUUAAUUCCUGUGUAAUUUGUGAUGUUACUAAAUUCAAAUGAGAAAGAAAAAAAGAAAGAAGAAGUUGUAGUCAAUAGGGCCAUUGUGAUUUGUGAAAUGGCUUAUCUGUACUCUAUACCCUAAAAUCUUGAUUUAAGGACGUCUUGAAAUACCUUGAAA
Messenger RNA from Porites lobata, 3445 nucleotides. The record is from the annotation of a GenBank genome assembly. Lineage: Eukaryota; Metazoa; Cnidaria; Anthozoa; Scleractinia; Poritidae.